This is a messenger RNA of Lactuca saligna, 633 nucleotides long. NCBI's taxonomy places the organism in Eukaryota, Viridiplantae, Streptophyta, Magnoliopsida, Asterales, Asteraceae. The record is from the annotation of a GenBank genome assembly.
AUGGGAAAAGUAAAAGCCAAUAAAGGUGGAGCAUUUUUCAUUGACGAUCCAGGGAAAACUUUCCUAUAUAGAGCAUUGCUAGCAAAAAUCAGAUCAGAAGGAUAUAUUGCAUUAGCUACUGCAACAUCAGGCAUUGCUGCAUCAUUACUUCCGGGAGCUCCCAUGGCAAAACGAUCUGCAUUAGAAGCUCUAGAUGACUUAUUACAAGAUCUUAUGGAUUCAACAGAAAUUUUUGGUGGGAAAGUGGUUGUACUUAGUGGUGAUUUUAGACAAACAUUGCCAGUUGUUCGAAACGGUGAUGGUAAAGAAAUCUCAGAUGAUAAUGAUUUUGUUACUCUUCCUACACAAAUCAUCGUAGAAAAUAAUGCUGAAGCAAAUCAGUUAAAUGUUCUUAUAGACUAUGUUUACCCUAAUAUAUUUAGCAGUUCAACCAAUAUCCAUUCUACCUUGAACCGAGCUAUAUUGACAACAAAAAACAAUUUUGUACAUGAGAUCAAUGAUAUCUUAAUACACAAAUUCCCCGGUGAAAAAAUAAAGUAUAUUAGUUUUGAUGAAACACUUGAUCCAAACGAUCAAGCCCAUUAUAAAGAUCUUCUUCACUCUUUAACUCCAAAUGGUAUGCCACCACAUUGA